AUGCCAGUCAAAGCUAUAGCAAGAACGUCGAUUGCACGUAAUGGGGUAGGAGCAUAUAUACACCCAUGUAAGAAGAUAACUUUAGAAUACUGUAAUUGGGGUGGCUCAUCCGAGGGAUUGCGUCAACUUCUAACUAGUGGAGAGUUGAACAAAAUAGCAUCAUCCAAACCACAAACGAUAUUUGAAAUACGGAAACGAACAGGUCAUCCCAAACUAAUAUUCCACUACAAUAAUAGCGAUAAAAGUACCAAAAAUGUUGUUGAUGUAAGGAAUAUAGACAAGUUUAAAAUUAUUGAGAAGAUCAAUGAAUUUAGUCAACGUUCUGGCAAUGAAUUGUUCAAAUGCAAUCAUAAGGUUGUUUCUAAUAAUGAGUCGGUUAGAGGUAUAUGGUCGCCUUUGCACCAACCAAAAGGUCAUAGAUAUAACAUAUAG
This is a messenger RNA of Lodderomyces oxycetoniae, 432 nucleotides long. Its product is annotated as mitochondrial 54S ribosomal protein mL43. The coding region runs from base 1 to 432 and encodes 143 amino acids. NCBI's taxonomy places the organism in Eukaryota, Fungi, Ascomycota, Pichiomycetes, Serinales, Debaryomycetaceae. Gene Ontology annotation, molecular function: structural constituent of ribosome. Gene Ontology annotation, biological process: mitochondrial translation. The record is from RefSeq and is a predicted model, not a curated record. Gene Ontology annotation, cellular component: mitochondrial large ribosomal subunit. The transcript has a single exon.